AUGGAAGAUCAGAGUCAGGAAAAUUAUGAAUUGGCAUUACCCGACAUAAUUGCUAAUUCAUAAAAAGAAUAAAAGAAUUAAUAAGAAUCCAUCGUUUUAGAGUCUGUAAAUAUGCAAGCAUCUUUUUUAAACUUGGAGGGUAAUUCAGAUUAAAAUGAUUAAAUAUUGAAUGAAUCUCAUCAAAAGUCUAUUGCAAGUAUAUUUAUUCAAGAAGUAGAUUUAAUUAGCUAAUAAUUAGUUUGCAAAGUUCUUUAAUCCUACAAGUAAGACUUUUUAUUUGAUAAAUUUUUCGAUAAAAUUGUUGUACUAAAUAAUUGGAUUAUUACUAAUUCAGGAUAUGGCAGCACAAAUUUUUAGGUUUUUGAUUAAGACUUAAAAUUGAUCAAAACUUUAUACUUACAAAUGGUAAUUCAUCACAAAUUAAAUGAUUGA
Stylonychia lemnae is the source of this 432-nucleotide messenger RNA. The record is from the annotation of a GenBank genome assembly. NCBI's taxonomy places the organism in Eukaryota, Ciliophora, Spirotrichea, Sporadotrichida, Oxytrichidae.